Molecule: messenger RNA, 4959 nt
Organism: Astyanax mexicanus (Mexican tetra)
Lineage: Eukaryota; Metazoa; Chordata; Actinopteri; Characiformes; Acestrorhamphidae
Gene: cog5
Product: component of oligomeric golgi complex 5
Exons: 22
Coding region: 44-2500 (818 amino acids)
Biological process (GO): intra-Golgi vesicle-mediated transport
Cellular component (GO): COG complex
Source: RefSeq, a predicted model, not a curated record
GUCCGGAAGCUCGCGCUGGGUAGUGUCGCAGAGUGUUCACGUCAUGAGUGAGGUGGCAGUAAUGGAGGCUGGAGGAGAAGAGGUGGCCGCGGUCUCUGUGAUUAAAGAGCUGAAGGACGAGAGUUAUGGAGAAUUUCUGAAGCAGGAGUUCGAUGUGAAAACAUACACAGCGCGCGCCAUUCAUCAUGCAGUCAUCGCAGAGCAGCUCGCCAAGCUCGCGCAGGGCAUCAGUCAGCUGGACCGAGAGCUGCACUGCCAGGUGGUGGCCAGGCAUGAAGAUCUGCUGGCGCACGCCACAGGGAUCGAGUCUCUGGAAGGUGUGCUGGAAAUGAUGGAGACAAGGAUUGCGGCACUGCAAAGUGCUGUAGACAGGAUACGGACCAAAAUAGUUGACCCCUAUAAUAAGAUUGUGGUUCGGACUUCUCAGCUUGCACGACUACAGGUAGCGUGUGAUCUGCUCAGGAGAAUAAUCCGUAUCCUGUAUCUGAGUAAGCGCCUGCAAGUUCAACUUCAGGGUGGCAGCAGGGAGCUGACCAAAGCUGCCCAGAGCCUCAAUGAACUGGACUAUUUGUCUCAGGGAGUUGAUCUGUCUGGGAUUGAUGUCAUUGAGAAUGACCUGCUGUUAAUCAGUCGUGUGCGCCUGGAGGUGGAGAACCAGGCUAAAAGAAUACUGGAGCAGGGAAUGGAGAUUCAGAACCCAUCUCAGGUGGGAACAGCGCUGCAGGUCUUCUACAAUCUUGGCAGUUUGAGAGAGACCAUCAUCAGUGUGGUGGAUGGCUACAAGGCUUCUGUCCAGGAGAGCAUAACCAGUGCCCUUGAUGUUAAAGUCCUUACUCAACCUGCAAACACCAGAGGGGCUCCAGGUAGGGCUGUUAUACCGAUUCCAGGAAACACAGCUACUUUUCGUGCUGCUCUUUGGACCAACCUAGAGAAGCUAAUGGACCACAUUUGUUCUGCUUGUAGUCAGGUGCAGCACCUUCAGAAGGUCCUUACCAAAAAAAGGGAUCCUGUCACUCACGUGUGCUUCAUUGAUGAGAUUGUCAAGGAAGGUCAUCCAGAUAUCUUAUACAUUUUCUGGAAUUCCGUUACUCAGAUGCUCUCUGUGGAACUCAAAAAAAGCACACAAGCCUCCACGUUCCUGAAGCAGGCUCUGGAAGGAGAGUACCCUAAGCUCCUGAGACUCUAUAAUGAGUUGUGGAAACGGCUACAGCAGUAUAGUGCCAAGAUACAGGUGGUGCCGGUAGGCAGUGGCUCAGGGCUGGAGUUUGAUUCAACAGUGACUGAAAACGACAUUCAAGACCUCUUCACAAACACUAAACAGGAGUAUGAUCCAGAGAAAUCCCUGAAGGAGUCUCUGCAGCCAUAUGAAGCAGCCUACCUCUCCAAAUCACUCUCACGUCUGUUUGAUCCAAUCAACUUGGUUUUCCCACAAGGAGGGUAUAGCCCUCCAGCCAGCGAUGAGAUGGACAGUAUCAUCAAAACCAUCGCUAGUGAGCUGAAUGUUGCGUUAGUAGACUCUGGAUUGACUGUUGCUGUGGCAAAGAAUGUCGCCAAGACAGUGCAGCUCUUCUGUGUGAAGUCUGAGCAGCUGCUCUGUACACAGGGGGAUGCCAGUCAGGUGAUUGGACCAUUAACCGAGGGUCAGAGGAGAAAUGUAGCAGUGGUGAAUUCACUGUACCAACUACAGCAAGCUGUGUCUAAAGUCAUUUCUGCGCUGAGUAUCCCUGUGGAUGCAGAGCAAUCACUUACAGCCUCUUUGGAGUCAGUGCAGGCUCUGAUGGACAGUGCAGUCCAGCCGUUGUUGAUGUCCGUCACAGACUCUGUGGAGGCCAUUCUAAUUACUAUGCAUCAGGAGGACUUCUCUGGCCCCAUCCCUGCAGGAGAUAAGCCAGACAUGCCUUGCUCUCUGUACAUGCGAGAGCUGCAAGGCUUUGUGACCCGGGUGAUGAAUGACUACUUUCGUCCACUGCAGUGCCUGGAUUUUCUUUACGAUAGAACAGAGGGUGUUGCCCAGCGUGCCAUUACUCUAUUCAUCCGCCAUGCAUGCCUACUGCGGCCACUCGGCGAGGGUGGCAAAAUGAGAUUGGCUGCAGACUUUGCCCAGAUGGAACUGGCUAUUGCACCUUUCUGCAGACGAGUGUCAGACUUAGGGAAAGUGUACCGCUUGCUGCGUUCAUUCAGGCCUCUUCUGUUUCAGACGAGUGAGCACAUAUCUAGCUCUCAGGCUGUGGGUGAUCUGAUUCCGUACAGCACAAUCCUGCACUUCCUCUUCACUCGAGCCCCAGCUGAACUGAAAUCUCCUCAUCAGAGAGCCGAGUGGUCUGUAGCACGGUACUCUCAGUGGCUUGAUGAUCACCCCUCAGAAAAGGACCGACUUGUUCUAAUCAGAGGGGCUCUGGAGGCUUAUGUGCAGUCUGUACGGGCCAGGCAAGGGAAGAAUUUCGCACCUGUGUAUCCUGUCAUGCUCCAUCUUCUACAGAAGGCCACCAGUGGGACAUAAGAUGAUUUUAAAGAAUCAAGAAUUAACAGAAUAACUUAAAUCACUUUUAAAAUCAUUACUAAAAGGUGCAAGCAAUAUAUGUUCCUUCUAAUUCAGAUUAUACAUUUCCUUUAAUUCUUUAAGUCUCCCCAGCAUUACAUGCUUUAAUUGACCAUAUUGCAUAUGUACACAUCCUUUCUAAGUUCCUAUUUCAUGUUUGGUGCAACGCAGCUGGAAGAUAUUGAAAAGUAAAUGAUAAAUAAAUUAACUUGCUGAGCAAAGCUUGAACGAUUUUAUUUUACACAAACAUAGCUUCAUCUAUACUGUAGUAUAGCUGCACCUAACAUUGGCAGUAUACAGAAACUGGACUAAUUCCUGUUCUCAGUUGGGAGCAGUGGGAAUGUGAAGUACUACGUUUGUGAACCCCCUAGGAACCACCACAAACACUGUAGCAACCGUAGCCUUUAUUCAACAAUACCUGGCAACACCAUAAUAAGCAUCAAGUAACUGGAUUGUAACCACAUGGGGAUACCACUGCAGCCACCUACCACAUACAUGCAGCAUAUUAAUAAUAAUAACACAAGAUGUUGUCAUCUUUGUGAACAUUUUGUACAUUUGUUAAGUCACUGGAAUCAGGACUAUCAAAGCACACUUUAUUAGGUCCUGUAGUCAAACCCGCCAAAAACCUGUAAUAAAACGUAUAUACUGUCCGGGUUAAUUCCCAAAAUUGAAAGUUUUGAAGUAAACUGGAAUCACUGACUAAUAACUGGGCCUUUCACUAAUUUGUUUAAGUGAGCAUCAGUAAAAGGUAACUAUAAUUUUGCUACUAGAAAUUAGAAAUAAAUGAUAUUGUUACAUAAAUUGCUGUGGAAACUCUAUGCCGUGAAAGCUAGUGAUGUUUUUUUUUUCUAUGUUUUUAGAGUUUGUCAUUUUCAUUUUCUAUUUUAUGCAGUUUUUUCCUUUUUCCAAGUUUUUUAAAAUGCUUUUUAAUAAGACAACAAUCAACCAUGCUGAAUUACAGCACACUUUUAAAAACUAUGUAUUAUGCAGGAUGCUUAAAAAAUAUAUGUAAAAAAAAAAAAAAAAAAAAAUCCUAUAACUGGCUGGGCUGAGCCCCGGAUCUUUAGAUAACCAGGCAACGUCCCUGGUGGCUUCCUCUGCCACUGCUCCUUUGUCAGCAACAAAAUGUGCAACACCCUCUGGCCUGGCAAUGGCCACUAAAGGACUAACCUACUAAAGGACUGAAGACAGGACUAGGAACUUACCCAGAGCCUUCACUUCUGUGCCAGUGCUACCCACUAAUUAUGCACCUCCCACCUCCGCUCCUUUCCCAUGUCCACAGCACAUGUGGCAGUGGUGCACCGUCUUUUCCCUGUGCCAGCUGCACCUGCCAGUCCUAGCACCAGUGCCAGUUGCACCUGCUGCUUGUCACCCCAGCUUACAUGUCAACUCCCAAUUUGUCUGAUCCAGUAUCGACAUUCAGAACUUCGCCCAGACUCGUCUCACAGACUCAGAGUGUACCUCAGACUGUGUCACCAGGUUCAUACCUGUUCCUGUUCAGAGAAGGCCCAAUGAUUUCUGCAAAUAAGAAAAUACAUGUUUGUUUAAAAGAUUACACCAAUCAGUUUACACUGGUUUAUUGUUACUUUUUGGUUGGAAACAAAACAAAUCAACCCCAAUUAUCUCAUAACUCUAAACAAACAGCUCGGUAACUGCUUAACUGGAAGCUAAAAUAAUAGUCACCUAACAUCCAUGAGCUAGUCACAGUGUUGAACUUUAUCACAUGCAGGUGAAAGGGUCAGCUACAGAAUCAAAAGUUCUGUUUAUUGGAGUGAAAAUGUGUGCACAUGUUUCCACCAGAUAUAGUACAUUAAUGUACACAUGAUGCUUGGUUACUUAAUUCGUAUUAUCAGCACUUGGUUAAAUUAUAAUUAUUUUUGUGGAGUUUUAUAAACGAUUGCUACUCCUAUAUAAAUCAGUGUUGUUUUUAAAAUAGUUUACAGUGCUAAAGAAAAACAGGAUUACUAGAUUGUCUUUUCUCCCGCUCUUUUCUCUUUUCUUGUAAAAUAUAUAGUAUAAAUGUAAAACAAGAAGAACCUUGAGAAACAGAAACAUUUUUAAUGACAAAUGAACAAGUUUUGCAUUUUUUGGAUCUGUAUCAUCCAUGUGGAAAAAGUUAUUAAUAGCCACUGUAACCAGAUGUUUACAGUAACUGAGUAGCAGUCUUUUAUGUUGCUGUAGGGUGAUUUUAACCUGCUCAUUCCGAGUCACUUUGGAGGGAUGUGUAGCAUGAACUGCCACAGUAUCCUGACGGCCCAAGUUUGCCUCUUUAAAAGCUAAUUUUGUUUCUUUGUGUUGAUUUGCUCCUGCACUUCAGAUUGAUUAACAUUGUUACACUAGUCUAGUGCUCCAACCUAGUCCAAUUCCACAGAGCGGAUUAAAUUGAUGUAUGAUUAAAACUAACUGAACUAUUAAUCUGA